AUGCGCAUAGUGAAGCCAACAUGGCUCAUCCACCCAGGCGAGAAGAAAGAGCACGAGAUAUACAGCUGCCAUGUCUCACCCGACGGCCAGCGCCUCGUCACAGGUGCAGGGGAUGGCUAUGUCAGGAUCUGGUCUACAGACGCGAUCUACAAUGUGACAGACACGAAAUAUGAUAAGCCUAGACAACUGGCGUCUAUGAGCUAUCAUUCCGGCACGAUUCAUGCGGUACGCUUCUCUCCUGGUGGAAAAUUCCUGGCAUCCGGUGCAGACGAUCGCAUAGUGUGCAUCUACAACCACGACCCGUCCCCUCCUCCGCAAGCGACGUUUGGCUCAAGUGAAUCCCCUCCCGUCGAGAAUUGGCGCCUCUUCCGAAGACUCAUAGGCCAUGACAACGAUGUUCAAGAUAUAGGUUGGUCCUACGACGGGACCAUCGUAGUUUCGGUCGGCUUGGACUCGAAAGUGGUGGUCUGGUCAGGCUUUACAUUCGAGAAACUCAAAACCAUAACAUCUCACUCUAGUCAUGUCAAGGGUGUUACCUUUGACCCGGCCAAUAAGUACUUCGCGACGGCAAGCGACGAUCGCUCAAUCAAGAUCUUUCGAUUCACAUCUCCUGGUCAAAACACCACAGCAACAGACUGUGUCUCAAAUUUCAUCCUUGAGUCUACUAUCACUGCACCGUUCGUGAGCUCACCUCUUACUACAUACUUCAGACGAUGCUCUUGGGGUCCAGACGGUGCCCAUAUUGCUGCAGCCAAUGCAGUCAAUGGCCCUGUCAGUGCGAUUGCCAUCAUUGAAAGAGGGACCUGGGGAGGCGAGACAACCCUGAUCGGUCACGAAGCACCAGUAGAAGUGUGCGCAUUCUCACCCCGACUAUAUAGUCAUUACAAAGUGGGCGAACCAUUAGCGCCAGGAGCACAUGAUCAGCACACCACAGUGAUUGCAUGCGGAGGCGCCGACAAGAGCUUGAGCAUAUGGACAACUAGUAGUCCUCGUCCUCUCGUCGUAGCUGCGGACGUUGUAAACAAAUCGAUCACCGACAUAGCAUGGAGUCCAGCUGGGGACGCCCUCUUCGUAAGCUCAGCCGAUGGAACCGUCAUUGUUGUUGGUUUCGAGCCUGGUGAGCUUGGCUACGUAAAGGACACAACCGAGAAUGACCGUUCUUUAAGCAAAUUCGGGACAUCGAGGAAGGGAAUGGGUUUUCCCGAAACCACCGACGCCGUCCUGCUCGAGGAAAUGAGCAAGGCAGGGGAGCGGAAGGAUGUAGAAGGAAGAAUGGGUGCUCUGAUGGGCGAUGCAUCCCAACCAGCAACGAACGGCACUGUCACUACAGUCAAUGGAACGCAUGACAACAAAGCAAAUGGCGCAAGUGCCUCGACGAUCGUGAAUGGUGACGGAGCAGCAGCAAAAGCUGACAAGGACCAGGAGAAAUUGGAACGGCUGAAAAACAGAGUCGAGAUUACAAAAGAUGGAAAGAAAAGGAUAAAGCCUUUACUGAUAUCUUCAUCCGGUGGUGCUGAAUCCUCACUUCCUCAGACACGUCUGGUAAAUGCGAAUGCUACGGCAACCACAGCAGAUGAUGCCCCGAAGUCGAUACUGGAUUUGUCGAAACCAUUCGAUGGUCUACCGAAAGGCGGAAUCCAAGCUCUGCUCCUUGGCACGAAACGGAAAUUUGGAGAGAUGGAGGGCGAAGAAGAAGGCUAUACUCAAAAAGUCAUCGACGCCGCAAGUCAGAAUGGUCGAGUGCCUCUUGUAGAGCACGCCGCUGAUGGUCUUGUGCCAGCUCAAGUACGACCACCGAAACUAGGACAAGAGCAGACUCCAGAAUGGAUUCGUCCAGCUGUAUUGAAUCCUAGCCUGACAACAGCUCAAGUACGCUUGUCUGUACCAAGAAUACGCACGCACGUCGUAGCAGGUUAUGAUCACUCGGGCAACCCAACAGAUGUGAGUAACGACACUUUGAGACAGAGAGCAGAUUACGUCUUUGAAGCACGAAACCCUCCUGCAGCGUCCUUGACUGGGAGGGCUCAAGAUCGAGAGCCGUGCCGGAUCUGCUUACUUCGAAAGAAUCAACCUAUGUGGCAGGACUUUCUACCACGUAAUGUCCUUCUGGUCACUGGGAAUGAGGAUUUCUGGGCAGCUGCGGACGAAACAGGAUCUAUAUUCCUGUGGACGCCGUUCGGCAGAAGAUUGAACAGUGCCAUUAUCAUGGAAGCACAACCUGUCAUCCUCGAAUGCUACGACUCGUGGCUUCUAUGUAUUAACGCAGUCGGAAUGUGCUAUGUAUGGAACGUGAAGACUAUGUCAUCUCCUCAUCCACCUGUCUCAGUGGCGCCUGUGCUUGAUGCAGCCAUCUACUCAUUGGCAGCCCAUCCAACUGGCGCACCAGCUAUCACUAACGCAAGACUCAACUCCGAAGGUCGUAUCAUCAUUACGUUGUCAAACGGCGAAGGUUAUGCCUACGCACCUCAGAUGUACUGCUGGCAACGACUUUCGGAAGUAUGGUGGGCAGUCGGCAGCCAAUAUUGGAACACGACAGACUCUGGCGUGGUGGAUGUCAUGUCGGCGAAAAGAAAGGACGGCGGGAAGGUCAAUCCUGCUGCCGGCGUUAUGCCUUGGAUGGAGAGGCGCACGACCACCGAAACAUUAUUACGUGGCAGGGCAUAUUUCCUGCAAAGGCUAAUCAAAGUUUUGCUCUCGAGAGAAGGAUACGAAAGCUUUGAGUCAAGUGUAUCAAUAGCACAUCUCGAGAAUAGGAUAGCAGCGGCGUUAAUGUUGGGCUCGAAAGACGAGUUCAAAUUGUACUUACUAAUGUAUGCGAAACGGCUUGGCGCAGAAGGGUUGAGAUUGAAGGCGGAAGAGCUAUUAAGGACACUGAUCGGUGGCAUUGUGGAACAAGAUGAUCCUUCUGCACAUUCGCUUGCCGCGAAGAAGAAUGUAAUAGAAGGUAGGAAUUGGGAGGACGAAUCUGGGCUUGUUUGUGGUUGGGAAAGGAAAGAUCUUCUUCGUGAUGUCGUGAUGCUGCUCGGCAAACACAGAGACAUGCAGCGUGUUACUGUGCCAUAUGCACGAUACCUGGGUGUCUUGGACAGGGCAGAUGAGGGUAAUGAGCAUGUUGACGCUGAUGCGAUGGCAUCCUAA
Messenger RNA from Lithohypha guttulata, 3138 nucleotides. RefSeq names its product HIR complex subunit (gene HIR1). The record is from RefSeq and is a predicted model, not a curated record. NCBI's taxonomy places the organism in Eukaryota, Fungi, Ascomycota, Eurotiomycetes, Chaetothyriales, Trichomeriaceae. Bases 1 to 3138 code for a protein of 1045 amino acids. The transcript has 3 exons. Gene Ontology annotation, biological process: chromatin remodeling; regulation of DNA-templated transcription; DNA-templated transcription. Gene Ontology annotation, cellular component: nucleus; chromatin; HIR complex. Gene Ontology annotation, molecular function: protein binding; nucleosome binding.